Messenger RNA from Verticillium dahliae VdLs.17, 3579 nucleotides. RefSeq lists its product as uncharacterized. The record is from RefSeq and is a predicted model, not a curated record. Lineage: Eukaryota; Fungi; Ascomycota; Sordariomycetes; Glomerellales; Plectosphaerellaceae. The coding region runs from base 1 to 3579 and encodes 1192 amino acids. The transcript has 2 exons.
AUGACCUCCCCAUCCCAGCAGAACACCAACGACGAGACCGACUCCCACGAUGCCGUCCUGGACCGCGCAUAUCUGAACGGCAGCCCUGCCAUCGAAGAGAUUGAGAACAAGCACAUCACCAGCGUCGAAGACCACAUCAACUCAGCAGAUGUUAGUGUCAGCGGAGGCUCCGACACAGAGGCGUCCCGCGGCGACUCGACCUCUGCGACCAAGAGCACCGAUGGCGACAAGGGCCACCUGCGCAGCUCGUCUACCGUCAAGAAACCCGCCACCUUCAAGGCCGUCUCGGUGAACAAGAAGUUUCUCGCCGCCUCCAAGAGCGCGCCCUCCAACCCCGCCGCGAAACCCAGCGACAAGACAAACACGGCCUCGGGCCUCAGCGCUGCGCCCUCUUCAUCCUCUACCCUGUCGGCAUCCCGUCCGCGACUUGUCGCCAAGUCGGGCGCUGCAGGUUCCGUCAACAAGUUUUCUUCCUCUUCCAACGGUGGACAGGCGGCAUCCGGCCCUGAUGCCAGCGCCGUCUGGAACAAGAAUCGACCUGUCCCUCCGCCCGAGCCUAGGAAGUUCACCGAUGAAGAGUUGGUCAAGUAUGGAGUCCAUAUCGCGAACCGUCUAGGGCCCGAUACGCCGCAGGGACAGAACAACUGGGCCGAUAUCGACGACGACGACGACGAUUGGGCUCCGGAUACCAUCACCUGGACCGACGGCACCAAAGUCACUUUACCGGCGCAACCCGAGGAACAGGCAGUGCAGGCCCCAGAGCCUGUUCCGGCUCCAGCCAUCGCCAAGGACAAAGCGCAGUUGAUCGAGCCCUCCAAAUCGCCAGCUCCUCCAGAAACGGCGACAUCACUACCCAAGUCUAGCGGUCUUCCCUCUGGUAAGGGCAUGAUUCUGAAACCCGGUUCUGUCGAGAAGCCCACGUUCGUCGCGAAGCCGCCCGCGCCCGCAAGUCCUGCCAAAUCUCCUUGGGCCAAACUUCCUCCCGUCGAAAAGUCGUCACCUGCCGCUACUGAAUCACCAUUCAUCCAUCCUUCGAAUCACCACCGUCUAUCUACCAGGGAUGGCCUCCAGCCCAGUAUAUCACCUCCCCCGCCCGCGAGAGAGAUCGCUGCCGACGAUUUCAGCCGAUCAGCAUGGCGUGAGGGAGGCGCCGCCGGCAAUCGCGAGCUUUACAACUCGCAGUCUGGCCGCUAUGAGCCUGUAGGGGAUCGAAGAGGCUCAUUCCGUGCCGACCCUCAUGCGCGACAUCCUGCCGUGAUGCAACGUCCUCACCAUGACCACCCCGAGCCGUCAGCUGCGUUCCAGACCAGCCGCGCAGCCCAGGAGGGAUCCUAUGGACGCCGCCGUGGUAGUUCCAACCUCGGAAAUGUUCCAUAUUCCCAACGAAUGCACGACCAACCACCGAAUGCCCGCAGGCCCUCGUUCGCCGUCUCCAUUGACGGUCCUGUCUCGCCAGACUCGGCCCACCCGCCUGCCGGCCAUGCCGCUGCCCUGCCUCACGCUUCGCCUGCGCUCGCUCAUGCCGUUCCAGCUCAGCCUGCGGUGCCGCAGAGGUCGGUCGAGGAGGAUCUUGAGAUUCAGAAGAAGGUUAUGCGUGAGAGACUCGAGCUCGCCAGGCAACGCCGAAGGGACGAAGAGGCUCGCGAAGAAGCCGAGAAGCAAAAGCGCAUCAAGGCUCGACUCGACGCCAUGGGCCCUGCCCCCGAACGCAAGAGCGCCAAGGAGGCUUCGAAGGAGGAAGGCGCGCAUCCUGCCCAUAUACUACAACAACGUCAAGGCUCUGGAGACUCAGACCCCGCAACCCACCCCAAGGAAUCCGCAACAGCCUCAAACACUUCUACCACUACGACGGCGACGACGCCUGGCACGGCUUUCAGCACCAUCGACAAGUCGGCCGCCGACAACUCGCCCAAAGCCGUCGCUGAACAGCCAACCGCUAUGAAGGCUUCCGUGCCCCCGCAUCUGCGCUCGGCAGAGAACAAGUCUGCCGGCGACAACUUUGUCCCUCCUCAGCUCCGAGAUAAAUCAAAUAAUAGCGGCAACCCGUCGUGGGGUUCCGCUGCGCCUUCCCAACCUGAACGCUUCAGUACCGCUACAUGGGGACCUCCUCCGGCCCCUCAGGCUGCAGGAAGCGUCUGGGCUCCGAAUACUCGGGGACUUGGCAAUGGCACGUUCAACGCUGCUGUCGGAUCGCCCCCCGUCUCUCAGCCUGGCCAGCUUCCCCCCUCGCAAUCCAAGAAGGGACCUGCACCAAUCGCACCACCUAGUGCACGCAGAACCCACGAUUCGACAGCUCCCGUUGCACGCCCGGAGCACGCGAACCUUGCCAGCAACAGGAGCAAGUGGUCCAGCGCCAUCGCCGAUAAUGACAGGGCAACCCUCGAGCAUAGCAGGGCCCGCCAGGCAGAGCAGGACCGCCACCUAGCCGAGCGUGGCAUGACGUACGCCGAUACUCAACCAGAAGUUGUCGACAAUUGGCGACCCUCGGCCAAAAACACCAGCCAAGGAUCUCAGGCAGAUGUCACCAUCUCGCGUCGCGAGCCUUCUCAUGCAGACCGUACACCUUCGGCACCCUUGCUCCCCGGUGGCUCGCCUGCCUCGCAGUCUCGCACCUCCCGCUUCUUCCCCACACGAGAUAUCCGGCUCGAGUCAGCUGGCCCGGCUGAGCCGGGACGAUCAACAUCGCCCUCUCCCCCACCCCCCGAUAUGCUCGGCCAUCCCGCAUUCGACGGUGAUGCGCUGCACCCCCAUGUUUCUCUGCCGCGACCCCAACCCGUCGUUCGACUUCCUCCGUCAGCGGCCGCUUCCAACAACGGCCCGAGGUCCGGACCACAGUUUUCGUGGGCCAACCCGGCCCCUUACAGAGAUGGAGCCCCUCCCCCUCCCCAAGGCCCUCGGCGUCCCAGCAACGAGUGGGCGCAUUCUCGGCCAGGUGGGGGAGAUCACAGCCACAAGAGCGCCGGGCAGACUGUUUGGGGUGACAAGUUCCGCGACCUCUUCUCCGACCGAAAGGCCCCUUCAGCCCGCCAUCCGAUCAUCUCGCCGCCCAAGGCAUCCGUUGUUGAGCCUGCUAGCAAAAGUGCUUUCGACGAGCUCGGCCGCCCCAACCCCGCCACUGUGUGCCUUCCCCAGCACACCGGCCAAAGCAUCGCCCAAGCCUCACAGGAUGCUGCUCGGGGCUUCGCCUCUGCCAAGAAGCGAUUCCGUGACAGCCAGCGUUUCCUAACGACCAAGCCAGUCUCGGAGAGCUGCUUCGAGGAGCAGGAGAUGGGCUCUCUGCCUCUGAUCCGCAUGCCGAGGGAGAUGCCUGAUGCAGCUUGGCACCCCGCGCCGCCUCCGGAGCGACCUGCGCCGAGACGCUUCAACAUUAUUGAGAUUACGUCUGCGCCUCAGUUUUGGAUCCCGCAAGACGUGGGACAGGGAGGUCCCGAAUACCGGAUCUUCCUCCCCGGCAUGAACGCGCUCAAGUCGGUUCCCGCACCAGCGCUGCGCUCCCGGAGCAACCCUCGACGCGCUUCCGGACGAGGGCCUCGCGCGUCAGCGGCGCCCCGUGGAGGCGGUCUUGACAAGCACCUCUAG